Molecule: messenger RNA, 429 nt
Organism: Cylicocyclus nassatus
Lineage: Eukaryota; Metazoa; Nematoda; Chromadorea; Rhabditida; Strongylidae
Source: the annotation of a GenBank genome assembly
AUGAUCGAAAAAAUGACAACAGCAAGAAUUCAACAACCCAGUUCUGUUCACUGCAGCGCUGGCGUGGGACGUACUGUAACGUUCAAGUCAGUUAAUUAUGAAAGGGAACUUAUUGAGUCUGAGGAGAUGGAUUCUUUGGACAUAUUCGAGCUUGUCACGAGUUUGAGGAAACAGAAGGCAGGCAUGGUGCAAAGGAUCACUUUCAUUUUGUUCCAAGUGUUUGCUCACUACUGCAGAGAAAGAUUGGGACUUCCCUUCCCCUCGCCCAAAGAAGAAGCCCUUGAAUCUCCUCCCAUGGUUCCGAAUCACUUAGCCCCUCCUUACAAUGUUGUAAACGAGAACGGUGAUGUUUCUGUAGAUAAUGACAGUGACGAUAAAUUUGAGAGCACUGAUGUUCCGGAUUUUCCGCACGAGCCACCUGUUCCAUAA